AUGUCCGGCGGAGGACAACCUGAUUGCGGUGGAGGCACAGUGGUUGCCGUGCCUAAACCUAAUGCAGGUACUGGCAACAUUCAUCGUCCUCCCGGACCGUCACAAGUUGGCCGGGUACAUCAAGAACAAUUGGCUGUAUCUGGCCAGGUUCGACACCAAGCGACUUGGAGCCGAACACUACAUGGGCCUGAUCGAGGGGGGAUUGAACAGCCCCCUCACGAUACACGCUAUCUGCCGGAUGAGGCAGAUUCAACUGAUGGUCCACCAAGGUGGUUUCGGUGGGCCAUCCCACAUUUUCGGCGUAUCCGGCCCCAUAUACCAAGCCGUCAGAAGGGCAACCGGAUACGUCGCCAUGAUUUGCCCUGGCGCCGAACCAACGAAGAAAUGGAAGAAUCGCGUCACAUACUGACGCCAGCGGUCCCCUCAUCCGGCCCGAUUACCCGACCAACCAAUGCGCCGCAGUUGUACGUUAUGUCCCCUACCCCCAGCCCCGAACCCGAAGAAAUCCCCCGGCCCGCGAUCAACACUAACUCACUCCGUAUCCCUCAUGAGGAAAGGCAGCCAAAGACGAAACCCCAGCCACAAUUCCGGCUGCACGACAUCUCAACACUGCAGCCAGAACAUGCAGUCGAGCUGGCGGCACCAGCAUCGCCACCUUAUAAGAUUGCCGCCUGCCCGGUUGCAACAGGCCGACGACGGGCUUCAAAACCGUCUCGGCCUGGAAGCUCCACGUGCGCAAGGCUUCAUGUCACAGUUGUGAAAGGGAGCAAAUCCCGAUCAGCACUAAAUGAUCGGGAUGGAUCAUCAGUUUUGGAGGACAACAACGAUCGACUGUGCAGGAUUCGACUCGACGCGUCUACCCCACCGGCAAAAACGGUUUACUGUUAG
Molecule: messenger RNA, 888 nt
Organism: Anisakis simplex (herring worm)
Lineage: Eukaryota; Metazoa; Nematoda; Chromadorea; Rhabditida; Anisakidae
Source: the annotation of a GenBank genome assembly